This is a messenger RNA of Larimichthys crocea (large yellow croaker), 3003 nucleotides long. It is a transcript of the gene gpr180, whose product is annotated as G protein-coupled receptor 180. The coding region runs from base 96 to 1409 and encodes 437 amino acids. The transcript has 10 exons. The record is from RefSeq and is a predicted model, not a curated record. Gene Ontology annotation, biological process: response to pheromone; G protein-coupled receptor signaling pathway. NCBI's taxonomy places the organism in Eukaryota, Metazoa, Chordata, Actinopteri, Sciaenidae.
UUGUCAGCUGGCUGUCUUCUGGCUUCGUGGCUCAUUGAAUCGGUUCGCUCGGGUUUUAUUUGCUGAUAACGGUUCUAAAACAAACACACACACCGAUGCGGGAGAUGUCGUGUGCGGUAGCCGCGUUUGUGGCCGUGUUGCUGCUCAGCUCGGAGGCUCGGGGCAAAACUGUGUCGGGACUUUUCAGGAGCGAAGCAGCGAGGCAGCAGAAGGGGCAGUUCAUCACUAAAUUCAUGUAUCAAGAUGAUGGUGGUCUGCUGGUGUGCAGGCUGGACAACUCCGCUCUGGCCACAGAGAAGGAGUCCCGGUUGCUGCUGUAUCAGGAUAUGGACUCGGACCUGGACAACCUGAGCUGCACCGAGAGGCUCACCAGGGCUCGGUUCACCAUUUCUCUCAGCCGAGAAGAACACAACCAGACGAUCCCUCGUCAGUCCACGCCGACAGCCUGGCAGGCCCUGUACGCUGACAGAUACACAUGUCAGGAAAACGCAGUGAUUCCCUCUCAUGCUGAUCUCAGUUUUACCGUCUUGCUGUUCAACACCGACUCAGCUGGAAAUCCUUUGGAGCACUUCAGCGCCGAGGAGGCCGGCCUCCAGAGCUUUUACUUCCUCCUGCUGCUGGCUUACUUCAUCGCCUGCUGUAUCUACAUCCAGCCGCUGUACCAGGCUCUGAAGAAAGGAGGGCCCAUGCACACUGUCCUCAGAGUGCUGACCACAGCGCUGGCAUUGCAGGGCUGCUCCGCUCUCUGCAACUACAUCCACCUGGCCAGGUACUCCAGAGAUGGUGUUGGUAUUCCUCUGAUGGGCAGCCUGGCAGAGUUGUGGGAUAUGGUGUCCCAGGUGUCCAUGCUGUACAUGUUACUGAGUCUGUGCAUGGGCUGGACUCUGAGCCGAGGCAGGAAGCCUCAGUCCAGACCUCUGCAGUGGGAGCAGUCUCCGGCUUCCACGGCUGUCUCUGUUGGAGGAGUGGUGACGCAGGGAGUGUUGCUGCUGUGGGAGCAGUAUUCAGAAUCAGAGAGCGAACAUCACAGCUACCACACCCAGCAGAGUCUGGCAGGUCUCCUCCUCAUGGCUCUCAGGGUAAUCCUCACCCUGCUGCUGGCCUCCGUCCUCUACCAGAUCAUCUCCACUGAGAGGAGCACCCUGAAGAGAGACUUCUACCUCUGCUUCGCCAAGGGAUGCUUCCUGUGGUUCCUCUGCCACCCCGUCCUCUUCCUCAUGUCCGCCGUCUUCAACGAGCACCAGAGGGAGAAGGUGGUGACUAUCGGCGUCAUCCUCUGCCAGUCCAUCUCCAUGGUGAUCCUCUACCAGCUCUUCCUGUCUCGAUCUCUCUACUGGGAGGUCUCCUCGCUCUCCUCCGUGUCUCUGCCGCUCACCAUGUCCAGGGCGAAUCAGAGGGGACGCUACUGAGCUACAUACCAGAUCAUCGCGAGCGAGGGAGAACAUGCCGAGGCUUCACCUCCCCCUGUGACAGAGGAGGGAGAAGAAGCAGACGAGACGGUUCUUCUAGGAGAAUAGUAACAGCCACUAUGUAAGCAAGACACAGAGGUCAGAGCAUGACCAGAGGAAGACAUUUACAGCAACACCCUACCUCUAGUGACAAACAUAACGGAGCAGGAGAAACCAUAAUGUAACGCCACAGAAAGAAAAGACACGCGGCUCUCCAGGCAUGACGAAGGACACAUGCGUCACUGUGGUGUUAGUUUAAAGGACGCAGGGAUUGCGUCUUCGUCCUGCGCAUUAAACUUAAACUUGGAUCAAAGUGCCAAAGAGAUGAGGAAAGAUUUGAAGUGAAGGCUGAGGCAGGUGUCAUUCUAGAUUUCUCUUACAUCCCAUGAAAAGACGACAAACCAACGAUCGGCGGAAAGACGUACACGAUUCAUUGAAGGUUUCUGUCUUUUCAUGGGAUUUAUUUACAAUAAACGGCUGAAUCAGCACGUGGUAAGACUGAUAUGUUUCUGUGGAGGUGGAGAGACGACUGGAUGGACAUGAGACGAUGGACAAAUGCAUGUAAAGAUGUGUGAUCACGCUGUACCGUCAGCAUAGAUCCACGAGCGGCCGCAUGUGAUAUAAACUGUAUGCAUGACUCUUUUCUUUCUUUCUUUUUAUUUAAAGCACAUCAGGAGAAACCAAAGUUUAGCUUUUGGCAUCAAAACAUCAAAUCAUAACUCCACACUCGCUCUCUCCGAUUGUUCAGCUGUGGUCGGGGGUUCAACUGUGACUUUCUUUAGGUACGGGAGCCCGGCGGGAACAAACCCGUAGUUUAAUUCAGGCGACAAUCCACGUGACAAACUGGCUGACAUAUUUAUUCAUCGCGUAUUUAUUUUUCUAAGUGAAUAUUUGGAGAGCAGCAGCACAGCAUAGUGAAGCGACGUCAGUUACUGCUUUUAUUUUUGUAUCGAGCUCAGAUUUAAUUAACCCCUUUAAGGUCUGUUAUGAUGUUAUGCUUAAAAAUGAACAUUAGCUGGUGGUUGGAUAAUCAGAAAAUGUGCAGAAAGUUCACAAGAAAAUGAAUCUACUGUUUUAUUUUGUCCCCGGAUGUUUUUAGACUUGGUUACAGAUUAAAAACAGAGGACAGGUGUAAAUACAGGACCUGUGAUCAUUAUCACUGUAAUAAAGUAACUAUGUUAAAGAGUCAGUGUAUUAUUAUGGAGGCAGCUCACUGUAACCUUGGCCCACAUUUUUCAUCGCCUGCUUUAAAGUAACCCAGUUCAUAUUUUUUGCUGCGUCACUGGCACACACGAGAUGAUGUGAAAGAGGUUUGGAUUACAUAUAUAGAUAUAGACCGUGGAGCUGUUCAAGGGUUGCAAUAAAAAGCAGAUUUUUAUGUGAAGAUGUUAUUUUAGAGUUACAAUAAAAGGCUGUAGUGCUUCAAGCUUGAUUGUCUGCAUCAGCUCACCUGGAAAGGUAAGCCAACAGGAUGCUGUAGUGCUCUGUGGAGGUCUGAUCAGGCCAAAACCUUUCAUGAUUUUAAAUAAAGCUCCAAAUAAAUAAGUAUAAAUAU